Messenger RNA from Urocitellus parryii (Arctic ground squirrel), 978 nucleotides. Its product is annotated as sperm motility kinase 2B-like. Gene Ontology annotation, molecular function: protein serine/threonine kinase activity; ATP binding. Lineage: Eukaryota; Metazoa; Chordata; Mammalia; Rodentia; Sciuridae. Gene Ontology annotation, cellular component: cytoplasm. The record is from RefSeq and is a predicted model, not a curated record. Gene Ontology annotation, biological process: protein phosphorylation; intracellular signal transduction.
AUGGUGCACCGAGACCUGAAGCCAAAGAACAUCAUGCUGGAUGACAAAGGUCACAUUAAACUUAUCGAUUUUGGCUUCAGCACCUGGGUCACACCAGGCCAUAGACUGAAGGAGUCCUGGGGCACUCUCUCACACAUUGCCCCUGAAAUUAUCCAGAGGCGAACAUAUGAGGGCCCCCCAGUGGACAUCUGGAGCCUGGGCGUCAUUUUGUAUUUUAUGUUGACAGGGGAGCUCCCAUUUAUGGGAUCCACCCGUAAGGAGACGAUACGGCAGAUCGUGCUGGGAUUGUACCGUGACCCUCCCCAUGUUUCUCUGGCAGCACGGAUGCUCAUUUACCAAAUGCUGACCCUGGACCCCAGGAAGCGGCCCACAGCCAAGCAGAUCCUUCAGCACAUAUGGCUGAUGCAGGGUGAGCGGCAUUUACCCCCUCAUUAUCAUGAGGCACUCCUCAAACASCCAGACCCCGAAAUACUGACCAUAAUGUUUGAUAUGGGUUAUGAUCUACGCAAGACCUGGAUGUCCCUGGCCAAGAGAAAGUUCAAUGGAGCCAUGGCUACCUACCUUCUGCUCCAGCACCAGAAAAGCCAGGGGCAGGGCUUCAUGUUCCAGGGGAAGCCUGUGCCUCCCUUGGUUCAGCUUCAGCCAUGCUCCCUGGAUCAUUCCCAUUCCCUUGUCCUCCCAAUAAGGAGCCCCAGUGAGCCUGUCCUUCGCACCUUCUCCUUGCCCUGUGAGCUUCCUCUGCCUGAGGAGGCCAAAUGCUCAGGGCAGAAGCACAUCAGGACGGCCAGCCAGCCGCCUAUUCACUUCCACUUCCCGCCUGCAAGAACCCCCACACCUGGGUUAGCCUCCCAGUCUGACUCUGGGCAACUCCACGCCAGCAGAAAGCUCUGGAAGAGGGUAACUAGGGGGAUUGCUACCUGUGUCCGACAAUUGUGCUGUUGCAUACCACGUGUCAGCAAUGGGGUGGCUCCAAUGUAA